AACUAUUUUUACGGUCUACAUCACAUAUCAGUGUAACACACAACAUUGGAAGGCAGCGCUGAGCUGGAGUAGAGAAACAACACAUCUAACAUAAUUAUAUAAGUAUUCAAAUAUAUUGUCGCCAGUAUAUUACCGAGUUUUGUUAAGUAGUUAAUCAAUGUAGCUGCGAUAGCUAACGUUAACCCUAAACAUUUCUUAGCUAGCAUAAGCUAGUUAGCUCGGAGCUAGCUAAAGUUAUAUUUAAAAAUUGUUGGAAAGUCUGGCAACUAGGUUUCUUAUAACCAUGUGACUAGCUACAGUAUUGUUAAAUAUUAAUUGACAAACAAUUUGCUAACUCGACGUUAAAAUAUGUACAUUCAUUCAUCUUCAUUUGAUUUACAAGGCGAGCGAAAAUCUAUGUAUAAACAGUCUGAAAAUAGGUUCUUCAAAUGUGGUGAAAAGACAAGCCCUAUCAGUGUAAUUUUGGUUACUUCGGGUAGCCGAGGGAACAAAUUGCUCUUUAGGUACCCAUUUCAACAGGUUUCAGAUUGCACAUCAUCACUCACGACAAAACAGCGAAGUCCAUAUGCAUUGAACACUACAGGAGAUGUUCUUGAAGACCCAGAUGGAGAUUCAAGAGAACAAACUCCGUUAACUGAUGAACAGUUGGUAGCAGGGUUCUCUGACAUUAUCCUCGCCACUAUCUUGGCCACCAAGUCUGAUAUGUGUGGGAAGAAGUUUGAGCUGAAGAUAGACAAUGUGCGUUUCGUUGGGCACCCCACCCUCCUCCAGCAUCCUCACACCAUUCAGGUGUCCAAGACAGACCCCUCACCUAAGAGGGAGAUGCCCACCAUGAUCCUGUUCAGUGUUGUGUUUGCUCUGAGGGCCAACGCCGACCCGUCAGUCAUCAGCUGCAUGCACAACCUGUCCCGGCGCAUCGCCAUCGCCCUGCAGCACGAGGAGCGCCGCUGCCAGUACCUCACCAGAGAGGCCAAGCUGAUGCUGGCCGUGCAGGACGAGGUCACCAACAUGACCGAGACUGAUGGCAGCCCUCAGUCACCGUUCAGACAAAUCCUUCCUAAAUGCAAGCUUGCCAGGGACUUGAAGGAGGCAUAUGACAGCCUGUGUACAACAGGGGUGGUGAGGCUCCAUAUCAACAACUGGCUGGAGGUGAGCUUCUGUUUACCUCACAAGAUCCACCGGGUAGGGGGCAACCACGUACCCCCAGAGGCUCUGGAGCGUAGCCUCAAGGCCAUAAGGCCAUAUCAUGCUCUGCUGUUGCUGGACAGUGAGAAGGCUCUGCUAGCCCAGCUGCCUUUGGACUGCUCUCCUGCUCUGGUGCGCCUCAUUAAGACCUGCUCUGCAGUCAAGAACCUGCAGCAGCUGGCACAGGAUGCAGACCUGAACCUGUUACAGAUCUUCCAGAUUGCUGCUCACCUGGUGUACUGGGGAAAAGCCAUCAUAGUGUACCCUCUGUGUGAGAACAAUGUCUACAUGCUGUCCCCACACGCCAACAUCAGCCUGUACUCUCCAUUGGCUGAGGCGUUUGGCCAGCAGUUCCCAGGUCAUGACCUGCCUUCCAUGCUGGCCAAGUUCUCCCUGCCCCUCUCACUGUCUGAGUUUAGGAACCCACUGGAUGCUUCUGUGCAGGAGGCCCAGCUGAUCCAGAUGGUGGUGUGGAUGCUCCAGCGGCGCCUGCUGAUCCAGCUCCAUACCUACGUGUGUCUGCUGGUGCCCCCCAGUGAGGAGGAGUCAGGUCUGCUGCGGGACGAGGAGCUCCCUCUGGUGGCCCGGGUGGGGGGCCGCAGCCUCAGCACGCCCAGCGCACUCAGCUUCGGAUCCCCAACCAGCAGUGAUGACAUGACCCUGACCAGUCCCAGUAUGGAUAACUCCAGUGCAGAACUGCUUCCUGGUGGAGACUCUCCACUAAACAGGAGGAUGACCGAGACGUUACUGGCCAGCCUGACAGAGCACGAGCGCCAGGUCAUCCUCAACAUCCCGGCUGCACAGAGCCCUGAAGACCUGCGCAUGUUUGCCAGGCUGCUGCACUACUUCCGAGGGCACCAUCACCUGGAGGAGAUCAUGUAUAAUGAAAACAUGAGGCGCUCUCAGCUGAAGACCCUCUUUGACAAAUUCAGAAGUGUUCUGGUGGUCACCAACCAUGAGGAUCCUGUCAUCUCCCUCUUCCAGUCUCCUCUGGAGUAGAGGUCUGUCAUCUCCCUCUUCCACUCUCCUCUGGAGUAGAGGUCUGUCAUCUCCCUCUUCCACUCUCCUCUGGAGUAGAGGUCUGUCAUCUCCCUCUUCCACUCUCCUCUGGAGUAGAGGUCUGUCAUCUCCCUCUUCCACUCUCCUCUGGAGUAGAGGUCUGUCAUCUCCCUCGUCUGCUCUCCUCUGGAGUAGAGGUCUGUCAUCUCCCUCUUCCAGUCUCCUCUGGAGUAGAGAGGUCUGUCAUGAGAUGAAGGACCCUUUCUGAAAUACCAGACGGACAGAAUGAUACAGACUGCUGCUGUACAAAGGCCUUAUUAUGGUGCUUGCUGCUUUCAGCCAACUGGAUAAUAUUGCAAUUUGAGGUAACUAAUAUACUGUACUCAUCUAUCAAUGCACCAGAAAAAUAUACUGAUUUAAAAAAGCAUAACUGUCUGCUCUGCUUGGGGGAAUGUGAGUAAAUGUAUGUAGCUUUUAGAUGAUUUAAUUUGUCCCUUUGUCUCUUAGAUGUUUUAGGUUCAAUGCCUUGUUUUCAAUACUACAUGAUUGAAUAACAGUGUGUGAAGAGCUUUAGUGACACCUAUAAAUUGGGCAGUUUAAACACUGUACUCCACUUGAGCCUUUCCAUUUGGGGGAUUCCCAAAAGUGAUAAAUCAUCUCCAACAAACACAAUGUAGGAAAACAACCCCAAUGCUCAUUCCAGGCUGCAGGCAAGGCUGCCUCCCCCAGGGGUCUCAGUGGGAGGGAAAGAAUGAAUAGAUGCCAAACAUCAGACAUGCUGUUUCUGCUUUGAGAGAAGGAGCACGACGUUCCAAACAUCUGUGAAAUCAAUUAUUACAAAAUAACUUUUCAAGCAAGGACUUUUAUUAAAAAACAGGUGGAAGAUUGAGAAUGACUGGAAUGGAAAUUCUAGUUGCUUUGAUAGCAGGGAGGGGAGGCUAGAUCAAAUAUUUUACAGAUGUUUGGAAUGUAGUUUAAUCAUUUGUAGCAUACAAAUAUGGCAUAUUCCAUAUCUGUGGGAUUUGUGUUUGUGCAACAAUGUGUGUAUGUAUUGAUUCUGGAUUCCCCUCGGAGCAAACAUUUUGGCUUUGGGUCUUUUGCAAUGAUUUGCCUAUAGCUAGACCAAAUUACUGAAAUAGCUCAUAGCUGACAUGUUUUCACUUGCUCUAGCAUUGUCUGUAAAAAGCUGGUUAUAGUUAAGAAAAAAACAUUAUGUACUCAUCAUGGUUUGAUACAAUUCCCAAAAUAUUCCCAAUUUCAA
This is a messenger RNA of Oncorhynchus kisutch (coho salmon), 3445 nucleotides long. RefSeq names its product NPR3-like, GATOR1 complex subunit (gene nprl3). The record is from RefSeq and is a predicted model, not a curated record. Gene Ontology annotation, biological process: positive regulation of autophagy; cellular response to amino acid starvation; negative regulation of TORC1 signaling. Bases 349 to 2184 code for a protein of 611 amino acids. Gene Ontology annotation, cellular component: GATOR1 complex. The transcript has 14 exons. Lineage: Eukaryota; Metazoa; Chordata; Actinopteri; Salmoniformes; Salmonidae.